This is a messenger RNA of Protobothrops mucrosquamatus (brown spotted pit viper), 2547 nucleotides long. It is a transcript of the gene TGM1, whose product is annotated as transglutaminase 1. Gene Ontology annotation, biological process: peptide cross-linking. The transcript is spliced from 14 exons. The record is from RefSeq and is a predicted model, not a curated record. The coding region runs from base 1 to 2547 and encodes 848 amino acids. Gene Ontology annotation, molecular function: protein-glutamine gamma-glutamyltransferase activity. Lineage: Eukaryota; Metazoa; Chordata; Lepidosauria; Squamata; Viperidae.
AUGCCUGUAUCGGAUCCACGGGGAGAUGCAGGCCGGUGGGCCAACGUCAGCUACCGGGUACGCCAGCCGAAUUCGCCAGAACCGGCUCCCAGGAGGAAACCAAAUUGGUUUCACAAAUUUUGCCGGUGCUGCGCGCGCCAGCGGGAUGACACCGACUGGAGACCUGCACCAGGCGAAGUCCCGGGAGCCCGGCGAACAGAUCCUGUCAUCCGGGAGGGCAUGCUGGUCAUCAAAAAGAUCGAUUUAAUGAGCGGCCGCACGGGGGCCAACCGGUGCGCCCACCACACCGACGAGUACGAAUACAACAACCUGAUCAUCCGUCGCGGGCAGCCCUUCGACAUGACGCUUCACUUCCAGCAGCCGUACGAUUACGAAGACCACCGGAUCUGCCUCGAGUUCCUGAUUGGCUCCAAUCCGCAGUCCUCGAAGGGGACCCACAUUCUUGUGCCCGUCGGCAGCUCCCUGCCUGGCAUGGGCUGGUCGGCGGAAAUGACCAGCUCGGACGACAACAGCAUGUGUCUCCGCGUCUGCCCCUCGCCCAGGGCGGUGGUGGGCAAGUACCAGUUCAGCGUGAAGACCCGGAGCAAGGCGGGCGAGUACGCCGCCCCCUUCGACCCCAACAACGAGGUGUACAUCCUCUUCAACCCCUGGUGCCCAGAGGACCCAGUCUACCUGCAACAGACCGACUGUCUCAAGGAAUACGUGCUGAACGAAACGGGGAGAAUUUAUUACGGAACAGAAAGUCAGAUUGGGGAGCGCACAUGGAACUACGCCCAGUUUGACCACGGGAUCCUGGAUGCCUGUUUGUUCAUGCUGGAUAAGCGUGGGAUGCCUCACGCCAGUCGGGGAGAUCCGAUCAUGGUUUCCCGCGUCGUCUCGGCCAUGGUGAACUCUCUGGACGACAACGGCGUACUGGUCGGGAACUGGACCGGGGAUUACUCCCGCGGCACGAAUCCUUCGGCCUGGGUGGGCAGCCGGGACAUCCUGCUGAAGUAUCUCCGUACCGGAUACCCCGUGCUCUACGGGCAGUGCUGGGUGUUUGCCGGCGUCGUGACCUCAGUCCUGCGGUGCCUGGGCAUUGCCACCCGGACUGUCACCAAUUACAACUCGGCGCACGACACGGAUGUCAGCCUCACCAUGGACAUCUACUUUGAUGAGAAUAUGAAGCCCCUGGAGCACCUGAAUGCUGACUCUGUCUGGAAUUUCCACGUGUGGAACGACUGUUGGAUGAAGCGACCGGAUCUGCCUUCAGGUUUCGAUGGGUGGCAGGUGGUGGAUGCAACCCCCCAGGAAUCCAGCAGUGGGAUCUUCUGCUGUGGGCCCUGCUCCGUGGAGGCCAUCAAGAACGGUCUGGUGUACAUGAAAUACGACGCUUCCUUUUGCUUUGCCGAGGUGAACAGCGACAAGGUGUAUUGGCAACGCCAGGGAGACGGCACCUUCAAGAUCGUCUACGUAGAAGAAAAAGCCAUCGGGCAUCUCAUCAGCACCAAAGCCGUGGGAUCCCAUCAGCGCCAAGACAUCACGAACAUUUAUAAGCAUCCCGAAGGAACGGAAGCGGAGCGCAAAGCAGUGGAAACCGCUGCCAAGCACGGCACCAAGGCCCACAUCUACACCAACAAGGAGUGGGGAGAAGACAUCUCGGUGACGGUCGACACUCAAGAGGCCUACACCGGACAGGACAUCUCCUUGAGGGUCAUCCUGAAGAACCGGAGUUCGAUGCCUCGCAACGUCUCUCUCAACCUCUUUGUGGCAGUCAUGUAUUAUACAGGAGUCACCGGCAGCAAUUUUAAACAAGAGCAGCGGCAGGUCCAGAUUCCUGCAGGAGGAGCUCAACCAGUUCCGAUGGUCAUCUCCUAUCCCGAGUACAAGGCCCAUCUGGUGGACCAAGGAGCCAUGAAGCUCAGCAUUUCUGGGAAAGUAGCCGAAACCGGACAGGUCAUUGCGAAGGAGCACACUUUCCGUCUUCGCACCCCGGACCUCACCCUGACGCUGCUGGGUCCGGCCAUUGUUGGACAAGAAACCCAAGUCCAGAUCGUCUUCAAGAACCCUCUUCCUGUGACCUUGACCCACGCCACCUUCCACAUGGAAGGUUCCGGACUUUCGACUCCCAACACGAUGACCGUCGGGGAUAUCGGUCCGCAUCAAACAGUGCGACUCUGCCAGAACUUCACCCCGCUCCGUGCCGGACGUCGCCAGUUGGCUGCCAGCCUGGACAGCCCACAGCUCUCCCAGGUCCACGGCGUGCUGACUAUCGACGUGGCCCAGAGCCCUCCGCCGGGCCCAUCAGCCUCUCCGGCACCUGCCCGGGGUUCUCCUGCCCGGGGCAGAGGCUCGCAUGCCCACGUCCGAGGCUCCCCGGCAGCUGCUCGAUCCUCCCCUGGAAGGCAGCCUGCCAACCACAACACCCCAGCCAAUGCCAACACCAACACAAAUGCCAACACAAAUGCACGGGCUACCCCCAGCCGCCAGCCCAAUCCCGGACGAGCCCCCAAUGCUCACGGGGCAGCUGCCACCUCCAGGCCAGGGGCCACGGGGCGACCCGUGUGA